GCCAGUGACCUAGAGGGAGCGAGGGCCACCGCGUGGACACCAUGGACCUGAAGGCUGUGUUUUGUGUAGCUGUGUUAGCGGCGUCCGCCAGGGCCGCGCCGUCUCCCUAUCCUGGCGGCCACGCCGAGUCCUACGUAGCAAUUUCUCACAUCGCGCCGGCGCCCAUCCACGCGGCGCCCGUCCCGGUGCACGCGCCGCCGGUGUACUACAGGCCGGCGCCCGUCCUAGUCCACGAGCCGGUGGCGCACCCCAAGUACGCGUACAAGUACGGCGUGGAGGACGCGCACACCGGCGACUACAAGGACGCCAAGGAGGAGCGCGACGGCGGCGUGGUGAAGGGCGAGUACUCGCUGCUGCAGCCCGACGGCACCAAGCGCACCGUGCACUACACGGCCGACCCCCACAACGGCUUCAACGCCAUCGUGUCGUACAGUGGGCACGCCAUCCACCCACCGGUCGCGCCGCCGCCCAAGUACGUGGCGCUGGCGCCCGCCCCGGCGCACCCUGGGCCGGGGCCCGGACCCUACGGGCCCUACGGCCCUUACGGCUACCACUAG
This is a messenger RNA of Thrips palmi, 557 nucleotides long. RefSeq names its product cuticle protein 19-like. The transcript is spliced from 3 exons. Lineage: Eukaryota; Metazoa; Arthropoda; Insecta; Thysanoptera; Thripidae. Gene Ontology annotation, cellular component: extracellular matrix. Bases 42 to 557 code for a protein of 171 amino acids. The record is from RefSeq and is a predicted model, not a curated record.